AACAAUACAGUGAAGAAAGCGAUUCUUAAUAAAAUCACUAAUACUUGAAAAUAUUGAACAACCUUCCAUUUAUCUUUUAAUAAUAAUUGUAAGAUGGUGGGUUCAGGCCUUUGUCAUGGAUUUAAGAAAACAUUUCAUUUUAUAAGUUUCUUCUUGACUCUAAAACUCCCUCUUUAUAAACACUUCAACAGCUAAUGCACUGGAUUUGAUUUCUGACCUCUGGACUCAUUUCAUGAGGAGUUACCAAAUCCUCCAGCAGGUGUCGCUGUGAGCGUCUAGGUGUCGUUCCUCCACACAUGUAGAGAAACAGAAGAAGACGUGCGGCAGUGUUGGUGAUUGAUGAUCUGAUCUCUCCGACUCUACUAAUCAUCUUUACAUUCCAAUAUUUCUGACAGGGUUUUACCCCCACACUUCCAUCUGAUCCGUUGUGGGGGGAUUUGAGCUGCUUAACUGCCUUCUGCUGGAAACAUCAAGGUUUGUUUGGUGUCCUGUCUCUCCUCCUGUCGUCCUCUGUCCUACACCUCACAAAUUUACCAACACAAGAAUAUCAAGAGAUUUAAUUAUGAUGAAGGCAGAAGAGAUUAAAUGUGAGGAACCUGUGGAGAGCUGCAGCAUUGAGCAAAUUUCUGAUACUUCUCACAGACAAGUGCAAAAAUAUAUCCACAGCUGCCCACUGUGUGGAAAGAGUUUCAGCCGGAAGACUUAUCUCAGACAGCAUCAGCGGAUUCACACCGGAGAGAAGCCGUAUCACUGCUCACAGUGUGGGAAGAGCUUCAGUCAGAAGAGUCACGUCAGUAGACACCAGCUCAUUCACACCGGGGAGAAGCCGUACUACUGCUCCGAGUGUGGGAAGAAGUUCACCUGCCAGAGUCGGCUCCAGCGACACCAGCGCAUUCACGCAGGAGAGAAACCCUAUCAGUGUUCACACUGUGAGAAGAGGUUUAGUGAGAGCCGUCUUCUCAUUAACCACCUGAGAGUUCAUACUGGAGAGAAGCCGUAUCAGUGCUCAGAGUGUGGUAUGAGUUUUACUCAAUGGAGCAAUCUCCAAAAACACCAACGCAUUCACACAGGAGAUAAACCUUAUAACUGCCUCGUGUGUGGAAAGAGCUUUACACAAAAGUGUACUCUCCAAAUACACCAACGCAUUCACACUGGAGAGAAACCGUAUUACUGCUCACAGUGUGCCAAGAACUUUACCACCCUGAAUCAUCUCCGAAAACAUCAGCGUGUUCACACUGGAGAGAAGCCGUAUCUCUGCUCGCAAUGUGGGAAGAGCUUCGGUCAGAAGAGUCACGUCAAAAGACACCAGCUCAUUCACGCUGGAGAGAAAACCCAUCACUGCUCCGACUGCCCACUGUGUGGAAAGAGUUUCAGCCGGAAGACUUAUCUCAGACAGCAUCAGCGGAUUCACACCGGAGAGAAGCCGUAUCACUGCUCACAGUGUGGGAAGAGCUUCAGUCAGAAGAGUCACGUCAAACAACACCAGCGCAUUCACACCGGGGAGAAGCCGUACCGAUGUACAGAGUGUGGGAAGAAGUUCACCUGCCAGAGUCACCUCCAGCGACACCAGCGCAUUCACGCAGGAGAGAAACCCUAUCAGUGUUCACACUGUGAGAAGAGGUUUAGUGAGAGAGGAUUUCUCAUUAACCACCUGAGAGUUCAUACUGGAGAGAAGCCGUAUCAGUGCUCAGAGUGUGGUAUGAGUUUUACUCAAAGGAGCAAUCUCCAAAAACACCAACGCAUUCACACAGGAGAUAAACCUUAUAACUGCCUCGUGUGUGGAAAGAGCUUUACACAAAAGUCCACUCUCCAAAUACACCAACGCAUUCACACUGGAGAGAAACCGUAUUACUGCUCACAGUGUGCCAAGAACUUUACCACCCUGAGUAAUCUCCGAAAACAUCAGCGUGUUCACACUGGAGAAAAAACCUAUCACUGCUCCGAGUGUGGGAAGAGCUUCAGGACUCUUAGAAACUUUCAGCAACACAAGCACAUUUACACAGCUGAGAAUGAGGACAUGAUGCAGUUUACAGCAGAAAGUCUGGAAAUGAACUAGUUUUAUUCUAAAUGCUAUUUCGAGUCAAAGAUAAUCACUUCAUUACAUCUCUUGGAAUGUACUGUAUAUAUUUCUUGCUAUGUAUAAGAAGGGGACAGUAGGGUUUCUAUCACUGUGAUCAUUGAGACAAUAGUGAAACUGAGUAUUCCAAAUCAUUUCAUUUCAUUCAUUAAAUAUGUAGUCACAUAUAUAUAUAUAUAUAUAUAUAUUUUGUAUAAUUACGUUCCCAAGUUGCAUAUAUACAGAGAAUGUAUGACAUCAACAAGUACAUAUCUAAUCUUAAAAUCACAUCAUGGUCAAAUAAUUGGUAUGAAUGCAUUUUUUUGAUUUUUCAGUCAGGACCAUAUGUUAGAAUUUUUGUUAGAAACAAAAAUAUGAAAAUUAGAUUCCUUCAUCAUGCCAAUACUUCAGUGAAAUAAAACAAUUAUAACAAUUUAUAGUUUUUAUAAAUGAAAAAAUUAAAUGGAAGGAUGAUAUUUGGAAGGAUGAUGGACAUAAAUAAUAUUUUUGGGGAUUAUUUACAGGAGUUAGUAAAUUAAAGAACUGAUAUGAAAAUUAGCCAAUCACUUCUUUAAACAGACAGGUAAAAUACUAUGUACUUACAUUUGCAUUGUAAGGAGAGCAGAUGGUUUGGUGUAGUCGGUGUUCCGGUUCAUCCCAGUUGGGUUUAGUCAGAGUCAGAGCUCUGUGCAGGACACUCCAGUUCUUCACUCCAACCUUCUCCUCCACACCAUGUCCUCAUGGAGCUGCUUUGUGUACAGGGACAUGGUCAUGCUGGAGCAGGGAUUGACCCCGUGUACAUGGUAAUGCUGCAGCACUCAGAGACGUUCUGUACGAUUGUGUGCUUCAAACGUUGUAACAGCUGGGGGAAGAAACAUGUUAACAUAUUUCAUCUGUCUAUUUACAAUUAUUCCUGCAUUUUGCACCCGUUCAUAUGGCAUGCUGUUUCAGGUUUCGAUAAAGAUGGCCUUGUAAAAAUACUUUAUAUUAGUUUUUUCUUUUAAAGCUUCUCUGCAGACUCUGUAAAAUAACACUCUCUUUAUAUACUACAAGCACUGACUGCUAUUGAAUUUGAUUUCUCACUCUUUGUCCUGCUCUUCAGUAGACCUUUACUUGAAUCUCGUGGUUUGAAACUAACUUUUCCAUAAUCCAUAUUUCCAUAUGAAGGGACAACAAUUUUCUCUGAUGUGAUCUUGCUCGGUUUUUGCAGGUGAACCCUCCAACAUGGUAAUGAGACUGAAAAUACACAGUGUGGCGCAGUGUGCUUACUUAGAAAUUGUUGUUUCUGUCAUUUUUUUCCCCUAUUAUAAUGAUUUGUGUCACGUAGAACCCAGAAGUGUAAAAAGUUUGGUACUGGGUCGAAGGACUGACUGUUUUGUUUCACCUGAGUAAAAGAAAGUAACCAGAUAUCCAGUGUUGAUGUUCUUAUUACAAUGUUAAACUAGUUAUUUAAGAGCAUUCCUCUGGUGUGGUUCAGUAAUGAUAAUCAUGGAUCAAGCUGAACCUUUUAAGGACAGCAUGUGAAUGAACUCAACAAGAGAGUGAUCAGGAUCUUCUGGCACUUUUGGGGUGAGACAAUGUACUAUGCACUAUGGACUAUGGAAUACUGGAGGGUUUGCAGGGGACAUAUGACAGUCAAACUCUUCCAUUUCCCACAUUUUGACAGCCUUUUAAAUAUACUGAAAUCCACUUCUGAAGAUUCAGGAAGACUCUCUAGUGCACUACAUUUACAAUCAGGACUCAUUUGGAACACGGCUCUGGUGAAGCGUUCCAUUCUGUGCAGAUAAUUAUUGAUUAAUUAUUACAUUGAUGCUAACUAAUAGUUUCCUGCCCUUUUUAUUCGUAUUGAAGUGCAGGUCUAAGUUUAGCUCACUAAUGUCCUCAAAAGUGAAGAUUUUUUCAAGAUACUGAAGAUGUCAAUGACAGAAUAUGUCAAAAACAAGCAAAGCUCAGCACUGCCGUGAAUUCGGUUUAUUUAGGGGUUUAUAUUUGUAUAUUUAUACACCACAUUGAUACAGGAACAAGUAACCUAUUUUUUAUUUUCUUGUAUUGUAUGAAAUAAAUACACAUGUGCUAUAAAUAAUGAAAUGACUAAUUGCACCAAUAUCAAAUAUAGUAAUAAAUAAUUUCAACGAUUCUAAUUAUAAAAUGUUGUCAUAGAAAUUUUCACAAUAGGUCUUGUUCCUUGUGGCAUACGUCCAGGUGAGAAUGGUGAAAACUAGAGUUAUUAAUUGUGUUUCUCUGAACUGGAGCUAAACAACAGGUUUCAUUGUUCUUUGGAACGGACAGCAACUCUUCUUUUCUCCAUUUAUUUAUUACUGUACACGGCUCUAGAGUAAUAUACUUUAUUACUUCAGGGCUGAGAAGUGCAAAAAACAAAUCCAUAAACACAAGGACGAAUCAGACAGAGCAGAAAAGGUAGGUAUAGUUUGCGAAUGGAAUUCUUCCCUCUGAUUGGACGAGACAUCUGCCCUUGUGUUUUUGGAUUUGUUAUUGUGUCUUGCGUUUCUCAGCCAGCGUAGCUUUAUCUCAGAGUCACAAAUAUUUGAUUUCCAGAGCGUCCGGAUUUCAACAAGCUCAUGUUUAGUUCAGUUCAAAUCAAGCAAAAUGCCAUUAGAAAUACUGAACCCUUGAUGGUUUUCCCCUCUCUAAUCCAGAUUUCUGAUGAGUGUUUUACAAGUCCCAUCCUGCUGCAAGAGCAUCAAGAGAUCGAACCAGGAUAAAGUCAGGCGAGAUUAUUCCUGACAAGCCACUAGCAGGUCCAGUCAUCACCAAAUGUCCUCUGGUUUUUUGUGCUUGUCAGUAAGUGUGGAGAGAAAAGUCCACCAGUGCUCAGAAUAUGGGAAAAGUUUCAGUCAAAAGACCAAGUUCAAAAAACACCAGCGUCUUCACAAGGAUAAGAGGCUGUACCAGUGCUCCCAGUGUGGGAGGACAGACAGAAUAGGAUAAUCUCCAUCGAAGAUUCAAUGAACACCAAAUGAACAUCAAAUAAGAAAUGUAGCUAUCAUUCUCCUGCUGGAGAUCUCAGAGCGUCCGGGUGGUGAUUUGAUUCAAUGGUUAAUUAGCUAGUGUCCAAUCUAGAUUCCGCCUCCGUGUCAGAGGUUAUUCAGUAAAUCAGAUCCACUACCAUCAUGUGAUGUAGAGAUCAAACAAUAAAUGCACUAAAAUAAAUAUCUAACACUUUAGUCCAUUUUUUUUGUCUGUCUUUCAACAAUAACACCAGCGCUUGGCACCUGAUGAGGUGAGCAGGUUCAUGAUGAUGGUUCAGGAUUUGAUCAUGUUUCUUUUCUUUUCAGAGGGAUUUCAGGAUGAACCUGAACUAACUGAAUGUGACACGGGAUACAAGAACAAA
This is a messenger RNA of Hemibagrus wyckioides, 5408 nucleotides long. RefSeq names its product zinc finger protein OZF-like. Lineage: Eukaryota; Metazoa; Chordata; Actinopteri; Siluriformes; Bagridae. The record is from RefSeq and is a predicted model, not a curated record. Gene Ontology annotation, biological process: regulation of DNA-templated transcription. The transcript has 3 exons. Bases 563 to 2056 code for a protein of 497 amino acids. Gene Ontology annotation, molecular function: RNA polymerase II cis-regulatory region sequence-specific DNA binding; DNA-binding transcription factor activity, RNA polymerase II-specific.